Sardina pilchardus (European sardine) is the source of this 4360-nucleotide messenger RNA. It is a transcript of the gene zfand4, whose product is annotated as zinc finger, AN1-type domain 4. The coding region runs from base 328 to 2595 and encodes 755 amino acids. Lineage: Eukaryota; Metazoa; Chordata; Actinopteri; Clupeiformes; Clupeidae. The transcript has 10 exons. Gene Ontology annotation, molecular function: zinc ion binding; protein binding. The record is from RefSeq and is a predicted model, not a curated record.
ACAAUGGGCUUUUUUGGCCUGGUGCCCGUGUUGUACUAGGGUUAUUGAUGGGCAUAGUGAGCUGAUCCACUGGAGCAUCAAAGCAUGCUUUUCUGGAGAUGCAAAACUUUAAGACAUGAUUCCAGAAAUAACUGUAUCUCAAGGAAGACGUUAUUAAGUCAAGCGAAAGGCAAACCCAAGACUGCGACUUGAAACUACUGACGAGCCUUGGGUAUGCCUCAUGAUGCUCCUCCUGGAUGGCACUGGUGAGCAUCCGGGCCGUUCUCCAACAGGCCUCGGGGCGCUCCACCGCUAGAGGUUCCUACUGGUCCCCUCCUUCCCCGAGCCAUGGCUCAAAAGAAGGAGCCUCCUUUCUUCAACAAUGACCAUCUCGGUGCAGUCCCUUACAAGCUGGCCUUCUAUGAGACCAUGGAGCUCUUCAUAGAGACACUGACAGGCACCUGCUUCGAGCUGCGUGUCUCACCCUUUGAGACCGUCAUAUCUGUGAAGGCAAAGAUCCAAAGGCUUGAAGGUAUUCCAGUUGCUCAGCAACAUUUGAUCUGGAACAGUCUGGAGCUGGAGGAUGAAUACUGUUUGCAUGACUAUAACAUUGCAGAGGGCUGCACUCUGAAGUUGGUCCUUGCGAUGAGGGGAGGGCCCAUCAACACUAGAAGAGUGACGGUGGACAACUCGCUGAAAGAGAUGGCUGAGUACAUGGAGGCCAGCCGAGAGGAGGCGUGGGAGAAGGCCGUGCCCAACAAACAGGUCACCUUCCUGGUGUACCGCGAGGGAGACCAGCUCAACUUCUUCCGGGUGGUGGAUCGAGGAGAUGGCACGCUCACACCAGUGUCAGAGUCUUUAAGCGGGGGCUCGGUGUACAACGUCUACGCCGAGGAGGAGGAGGAGGAGGAGGCCGACGGCGUGGCCAUGGGCCAGCAGGCGCUGGAGAACUCCAUCACCAUGACCAAGAUGAAGCUCCUCAAGGCCAAGAUGGAGAACAUGAACCUCAGUAAAAAGCCCAAAAAGAGUGCUAAGCUGAAGCCCAGGCCACCUGGGGGCCCCCGUGCCUGCAGCACCUCCUUCCCCCCCGGGCGCCACCACCACCACCGCCUCCUCAGGGUCCAUCCUCCAGGUGGCCAACCGCACAGCAGCGCCACAACGCAUCUACCUCCAAUCGAGCACCAGCAGCCGCCCUCCGACCCCGCCGCCGCCGCCUCUGCCUCCGCCUCCUUCUCCGCUGCUCUGCCCACCCACAUGGCGCUGUCCGCCCUCCCCGAGUGUGCCUCGAGCGGACAGGCCUCGCCGCUGUUCGCCGGCUCCAACUGUUACAUGCUCCGCGAGGAGGAGCCGUGGGAGUGCCCGGUCAGCAAGGUCCGGCCCCCUCCCAAAGUGUCCCGGCUGGACAUGGGCGGCUCCAAGUUGGCGACGGGUUGCGUGUACCCGCCCCUGUCGUCGCUGUGCCCGAGCAGCGCGAUGCCCGAGGGCUCCGUGGGCGACUCGGACCUCAAGGGCAGGGGGCUGGCGCUUCUGAACGAGGCGGCGCUGCCCGAGAAGCAGAAGCUGCUCCCUCUGAGCGAGCAGCUCCAGGAGCCUCUCAGCCUGGAGCUGCCGGCCCCUAAGGAGGGCUCCAUGGAGGCGCUGGGGGCCGUGGCCGAGCAGCUCCCCGCCGCCCCGCUCCUCUCCAAGGCCUUGGCCUCCAGCUCGGCGGGCGGCUGGGGCGUCGGGGCCGCGCACGUGUCCGAGGGGUCGCGGCUGAGUGCGCUUUACCUCCCCACGGAGACGGGGGCGGCAUCGUCAUCCUCCUCCUCCUCCUCCCCGUCCAGCCAUCGCCUCCUGCAGCCUUUCGACUUCACCGGAGCCUCCCUGCGGUCCAGCCCGCCGCACUGCCGCCUGGCGCUGGACGACCGCCGCCCUCGCGGCUCCCCGGCGCCGCCCCCGAGCGCCGCCGCCUCCCCCUCCGGCCACUUCGCCGGCCCCUCCCGGAGCGUCCUCUCCCGCACCGAGGCCAGGGACAUCACCAAGAUGGCCAACAAGGCCGCCAAAGAGCCGCUGGGCUCGCUGAGCAGCGCCGAGCUGCUGGCCUCCCUGGCGCGGCGUGGUGGCGGCGGCGUUGGCGCCGGUGGCAGCAGUGGCGUUGUGCGGGAGGGGCCCUUGGGCCCGGCGCCGCCGCCCCGCGUGCUGGAGCGUCUGGAGAGGAUGUGCGGGCCCGAGCCCCAGCUCCAGGCGCGGCUCCAGGCCAGCCUGCAGGAGCUGCAGCAGGACCUCCUCCGCCGCAUCUGCCCCCCGCAGCGGCCCGCCCUCCCCCACCUGUCUGCCAACAGUCUGGGUGCAACAGGACCUUCAAGUACCAUACGGAGAUUAGGAACUCCAACAUAUCACCUCCCGCCAGUGAAGCCCCCGCUGAGCUCCAAGAAAAAGAGCUCAAAGCACUGCUUCUUCUGCGGCAAGAAAACUGGGCUAGCCACCAGCUACGAGUGCAGGUGUGGCAACAACUUCUGUGCCUCACACCGGUAUGCAGAAACCCAUGACUGCACAUACGACUACAAGACAGCUGGUCGGCGUCUUCUGCAGGAGACCAACCCCAUCGUCACUGCCCCGAAGCUGCCCAAGAUCUGAGUUAGCUGACUCGUACUGUUAUGGGGUGCUGACGAGACGGGGACACCAAGAGAAAUGAUUUAGAGAGUAACGAACAUUUAAACGAACAUUUAAAACAAGGAACAUAAACUUAAUCACCAACGUGUGCUUUUUCUUCACCAUAUUUGCGUAAAGCUACAGUAUGUAAGGGUUUUAUUUGUUGUUGUUGUUGUUGUUGAUGUUGUUAUAUGACAUGCUCAAAAAGCAUAUCUUAAUACAGUUGUGCAUUUCCAAAGGCUUCAGUAAGAUGAGCUCAUUGAAGAGUCUGGGCUGCACUACAGAGAUACUCGCCUCUGAAGUUUCACAGCAAGCCUUGGUCUCUAACACAUCAGACACUCCGAGAAGCUCAGCAGCAGGGACUGGGCCUUCAGGAUUUCAGCCAGACUGCAGAUGAUGGGCUGGUGUGCGAGGAACGAGGGCUAGUAGGAGCCCGAUUUAGCCUUGCACUGCCGUCCCGUUCACUUUCAUCAAAUUUCAUUUGGAUUUUAAAUGUUCCACUACACUGCAGCCUGGCCGGGACGAUGAAUCAACAUCUUUGAUCAAGAUUAAACUUAAAUUAUCAGAUCAGAUUGAAGCUUCCAUGGCAAAGACUUAAUUUGUAUGAUUAAAAUUCAGGAUAGCAUAUAAACCCAUAUCUGUUGGCCCAUAUCCUGCAAUUUAACCAUGACAAGUGAUCACACAAGUGACUUUCUGUUCAGAUUUUUUAGAUUCAGAUUGAUUCAUGAACCUUUUCUCAAAAUGGUCUUUCUUAACAUUUUCAAAAGCAGCCAUUUUGUCAUUGUCACAUUUUAAAUGAAAGCACUUCCUCUCAUAAACACUCCCAAUAGAUCCCUGAUGAUAAAUUGACCAGAAAUAUAAAUAAAUAUAGAGUUUAGGCAACACCAGGCAAACCUUGACUAGAAAGUCUUACAUAUUGUAGCUUUAAGAAAUGACUUGUUAAAAAUGGAAAACGAAAAAAUAGCACACUUGCAUUAGUGGCUCACAUCCACUACAAUGUGAAAAACGGUCCAGUGUUUUUCAGCAAAAAAGAGUAAUAACACAUUUAGCUUGUACAUAGGUAGUUAUUUUAAGACGGUUAAGCUGACUAAAUGCACGACUCCACACAUAAAUAUGAAAUAAUCUGUUUUAGUUUUGUUUCUUAAAAUAGGACUGAAGCUCACCUUUCAUGAAACAGGUCUUUGAGAGAUGCACUUUAGAAAUAAUGAAUAUUUAUAUCAAUGUUUGACUUUCUUGGGGGAGGCAGGGGACUUAAGGGUUAUUGCGUUGGUCUUUGUGCUUAAGUGUUUUUAUGCUGACUGUUUUGAUACUCGAGCCUUCACCCUCUACCCCGCCUCUCUGGCCCAGCAUAUCCACAUGGCUGCUCUGUAAAACAGGAGAGAGGAUGGAGGCACAGAGGCUGUGCUGCUACACACACACUCUCUCUCUCUCUCUCUCAAAUGACCUUGCAAGGUUGUCCUGACUUCACAGAACAAGUAUGCAAUUUGCAGACGUAACUUGUACCGUAUUUCAUCUAGGUAUUGUAAAUUGUAUGCGGCCACUGUAUGCAUACCUGCAGCUUUUACAAGGGCAUGGGAUUUGAGGAUGGGGAAAUUAUGCUGGUUGUCAUGGUAAUUCCGUUUUACUCUGAUUUCUCUUGCUUUUUUUAUUGCACACAUAAGAAUCUGCUGUUAUUGCUUCAACUUUUUCAGGACUGUUAAGUAAUUAUUGAAGGUUUAAACAAAUAAAAUGUAUGUGUUUCCAGAGAGAU